This is a messenger RNA of Seriola dumerili (greater amberjack), 2101 nucleotides long. RefSeq names its product cytochrome P450 2J6-like. Gene Ontology annotation, cellular component: cytoplasm; intracellular membrane-bounded organelle. The record is from RefSeq and is a predicted model, not a curated record. Gene Ontology annotation, biological process: xenobiotic metabolic process. The transcript has 9 exons. Gene Ontology annotation, molecular function: iron ion binding; heme binding; oxidoreductase activity, acting on paired donors, with incorporation or reduction of molecular oxygen, reduced flavin or flavoprotein as one donor, and incorporation of one atom of oxygen. Bases 103 to 1599 code for a protein of 498 amino acids. Lineage: Eukaryota; Metazoa; Chordata; Actinopteri; Carangiformes; Carangidae.
GUUAAGACAAUGUCCCAGUGUGGUUACAAACUUGAUUGAGCUCUGUGCAGUCGUGACAUGUACUGCUAUAAAACAAGGAAGCUAGUAUAAACAAGCCAACGAAUGGAGACAAUAUACGGGUUACUCGGCCUGGAGUGGAUAGACGCCUGGAGUAUUUUGAUAUUUCUGUGCGUUUUCCUGCUGUUGGCUGAUGUUUUGAAGAACAGAGUGCCGUCAGACUUUCCUCCUGGACCGUGGGCUCUGCCUUUGAUUGGUGAUCUUCAUCGCAUUGAUCCCACCAGACUUCACCUGCAGUUCACAGAGUUUGCAGAGAAAUAUGGAAACGUUUUCAGCCUUCGCAUCUUUGGUGGACGGUGUGUGGUUAUUAAUGGCUAUAAACUUGUGAGAGAAGCCCUGGUCCAAAGAGGAGAGGACUACACAGAUCGUCCCAUCAUACCACUGUUUGCUGAUUCAGUUGGGAAUAGAGGUCUUGUGUUAUCAAAUGGUAAUCCAUGGAAGCAGCAGAGGAGAUUUGCUCUUCAUACUCUCAGAAACUUUGGUUUGGGCAAGAAAACUCUGGAGCCAUCCAUCCAGCAGGAGUGCCGAUAUCUCACUGAGGCUUUCGCAGUUCAUCAAGGAAAACCCUUUAAUGCCCUGCCACUGAUAAACAAUGCUGUGUCCAACAUCAUCUGCUGCUUGGUGUUUGGGGAUCGAUUUGAGUACACUGACGAGCACUACAAGUCUAUUCUUCAGAACUUCAGUGAUGUAGUGUCCUUACAGGAAAGUUUGGUGAUACAGAUUUACAACGCAAUGCCCUGGCUCAUGAAGUGGCUGCCUGGACCUCACAAGAAGAUACUCACUCUGUUACAGAAGAUUAUUGACUUCAUCGAAAUCAAGAUCAAGGAACACAGAGAAAACCUUGACCCCUCCUCACCACGAGAUUACAUCGAUUCCUUCCUCAUAGAAAUGGGAGACAAGGAAGACAAAGAUUCUGGUUUUGAUUUAAAAAAUUUGUGUAUUUGCACCCUGGACCUGUUUGGUGCUGGAACUGAAACUACUACUACUACUUUACGGUGGGGACUUCUAUACAUGAUCUACUAUCCUCACAUACAAGAGAGAGUCCAGGCUGAGAUAGAUGCUGUGGUUGGUUCAUCCAGACAGCCCUCUGUGACUGACAGAGAAAACAUGCCCUAUACUGAUGCAGUCAUCCAUGAGAUCCAGAGAAUGGGCAACAUCAUCCCACUUAAUGUGGUCCACAUGGCAAACAAGGACACCACGUUCGACAAGUACACAAUUCCAAAGGGCACCAUAAUCAUACCCACACUGCACUCGGUCUUACAUGAUGAGUCGAUGUGGGAAACUCCACACUCCUUCAACCCUCAACACUUUCUGGACCAGGAUGGUAAAUUUAGGAAGAGAGAGGCUUUCCUUCCCUUUUCAGCAGGUAAGCGCGUGUGUCUUGGGGAACAGCUGGCCAGGAUGGAGUUAUUCCUAUUCUUUACCUCCGUCCUUCAGAGGUUUACCCUCUCGCCACCUGCUGGAGAGCAGCCCACUCUGGAGUCCAGGCUGGGAGGCGUUCACUGUCCCAAACCUUAUCGUUUAUGUGCCAAACCACGAUAAACCACUAACUGUCCCAAACUGAACCAAGUUGGAGUAAAACACAAUGUGGAAGUAGGCUACUUUUCUUCCUCUCAAUCAGUCAGCCUUUACAAUAAACUUUUAUGCAUUGAAUUAAACUACUGUAUUCAAAUAUGCAAAGAAAAUCCUAAAAACAUUCAGAUUUUUUUUUAUCACUAGGAGCUAUUUUCCCACUGCACAUUGUAUUUGUCCAACUUUCUAAAACUUGAUGUGUGUAAAUUAAUAAGAUUGAUGUUUACUUCAUGCAUCUCAUUCAGACCUGUACAUGUUCACAUGGUGGUUUCAGUCUGUGGUUUGGGAGGUGAGAAAAACAGUCAGUGAGAGAAUACCAUGCCCCCAGGCUGGGUGCUGUUUAUCAGCCUGACAAUGUGCCAUAUCUGUUGUUGUAAAGGAAUUUAUUUAGUUUGUAGUAAACCGGAUAAUCAGUUUAUGUGAUGUUUGAAGUUAGUGUAACAGAAAUCGUCAAUAAACAAUUACACCUGCA